UAGCCUACCAGAUCGCGGUUUCAUGGCGCUGCUGAGACCAACCCAAUUCUUUCAGAUCCACUAGACUUGAGGUCAAUCGAUUGGUCGUAAUUUAAACAUGAGCUGCUAGCUCCUGUAAUUCGCAACUAGCAGAGGGAGCUAGCUAACUAAACAGUGAACAAGAUGGCGACGGUUAGAGGUGUUAAGAACAUGUAUGGGAUCUGUUCUCAUGCAAUCCGUCAAACGACUGGAUUGAAAGCAGCAAAGCUCCUUCAGCAGAGGGCGUUCAGAGUCAAUGGAGCGCUCAGACAGCAGCCGUUUGACUCCUCAGAAGAGAAGCCCCAGUUCCCCGGAGCGUCAGCGGAGUUUAUUGAUCACCUGGAGUUCAUCCAACCUAAUGUGAUCUCUGGGAUCCCCAUCUACAGGGUCAUGGACCGGGCCGGGAAGAUCAUUAACCCCACAGAGGACCCACAGCUCUCCAAGGAGACAGUGUUGAACUUCUACCAGAAGAUGACCCUUCUGAACACCAUGGACCGGAUCCUCUAUGAAUCUCAGAGGCAGGGUCGUAUAUCCUUCUAUAUGACUAACUAUGGAGAGGAGGGAACACACAUCGGCAGCGCUGCAGCUCUCGACCCAAGGGACUUGGUGUUUGGCCAGUACAGGGAAGCAGGCGUGCUGAUGUACCGUGGUUUCCCCCUGGACCUGUUCAUGGCACAGUGCUAUGCCAACGUUGACGACCUGGGCAAGGGUCGCCAGAUGCCCGUCCACUACGGCAGCAAAGACCUCAACUUCGUCACCAUCUCCUCUCCUCUGGCCACCCAGAUCCCACAGGCGGCGGGGGCAGCGUAUGCAGUGAAGAGAGAGAACACCAACCGUGCUGUGAUCUGUUACUUCGGAGAGGGCGCGGCCAGCGAGGGCGACGCUCACGCCGGGUUCAACUUCUCUGCCACCCUGGAGUGCCCGCUCAUCUUCUUCUGCCGUAACAACGGCUACGCCAUCUCCACGCCGACCAACGAGCAGUACCGGGGGGACGGCAUCGCCGCCCGCGGUCCAGGCUACGGUAUGAUGUCUAUCAGAGUGGACGGUAACGACGUGUUCGCUGUGUACAAUGCUACCAAGGAAGCUCGCCGCAGGGCUGUGGCCGAGAACCAGCCCUUCCUCAUUGAGGCCAUGACCUACAGGAUUGGUCACCACAGCACCAGCGACGACAGCUCGGCCUACCGCUCCGUAGAUGAGGUGAACUACUGGGACAAGCAGGACCACCCCAUCUCCCGGCUGCGCCACUACAUGACGGCCCGCUCCUGGUGGUCCGAGGAAGAUGAGAGGAGCUGGAGGAAGCAGAGCCGUAAGAUGGUGAUGGAGGCGUUUGAGAAGGCCGAGAAGAGGCACAAGCCCCACCCUGACCUGAUGUUCUCUGAUGUGUAUGAAGAGAUGACCCCUAACCUGGUCAAGCAGAAGGAGGCCAUGUGGAGACACGUCCAGCAGUACAAAGAGCACUAUCCCCUGGACGCCUACGCCAAGUAAACACCUCCACCACCACCACAGGGGGGGAUACUACAAAGCAGGAUCAAUGAGUUAGCCAGCUAACUUUGAUGAGCAACUUUUUAUUUUCUGGUUUAUUAAAAAAAAAGCUAAACUUUGGGUAUUUGUUUUUUGUUUGUUGAAUCAAUUAGAUCAUGCCCAUUUCAAGCUUAUCUUUCUAAAAAAAUAUAUAUAAAAAAUGUAUCAGAAUAUUUAGGCCCGCUUUGUAUUCUACUGUAUAGAGUUAUAGUUCUGAUGUUCUGACCAGGCUGCAAUUCUACUGCUUUCUGCAGAGUAGUGGGAGGGAGGAGGAAGGAGGAAAAUGUUCAUUGUUUUGUUCCACCUGUCCAUCAACCACUAUGGGCCUCUGGUUUUUGUGCCUUGAAUGAAUGAGAGAGUCUGACGCAGUUUUCCCCACCCGUGUACUGUGUUAAACAGGAUGAUCAAGAUUUUCCUGCUCGCUCAACAAGUCACGAGUCACCAGCAUUUAUCAGUCUACAGGAGUCUUGCCGGUGAGCAAAAGGCAUUUUUGCACACUGGUUAGUAGUUCCUGAGAUUAUCAGUACGUAUUGCAUCUGUAUCUGAGUGAAGCAUGCUGUGGGAACCAUCUAUCUACCCAUCUCAUCUCCUAUACCAGUGGUGUUCUCAUGCUGUACCUUUUAUGUUUCACCCAUUUCCUUUAAAAUCCUCCUUUCUGUGCGACGGUUAUUACGCAAUACUGUAGACUGCCACUCUCCUCUUGAUAUGGAUAGUUUUCUAGCUGUUGGUACUGGGUCUAUGGCUGAGGUGUAUUUUAAAGUAGACGCCCCAAAAUGUGGGUGUACAGGUUUGUGUGCUGUCACUGAAUAAUCGUCUAGAACACAGAUGACUGAUCAUUUGAGGGAACAGAACACGGAGCCUGUCACUAAUACUGUUUGUAAUGUUCUGAGUUUUGUUGAUUCCAACAUGUCUAAAAAAUAAAAAGAUGCUGUGGAGACAAA
Messenger RNA from Coregonus clupeaformis (lake whitefish), 2480 nucleotides. It is a transcript of the gene bckdha, whose product is annotated as branched chain keto acid dehydrogenase E1 subunit alpha. Gene Ontology annotation, molecular function: oxidoreductase activity, acting on the aldehyde or oxo group of donors, disulfide as acceptor. NCBI's taxonomy places the organism in Eukaryota, Metazoa, Chordata, Actinopteri, Salmoniformes, Salmonidae. Bases 163 to 1503 code for a protein of 446 amino acids. The transcript has 8 exons. Gene Ontology annotation, biological process: branched-chain amino acid catabolic process. The record is from RefSeq and is a predicted model, not a curated record.